Molecule: messenger RNA, 1834 nt
Organism: Mytilinidion resinicola
Lineage: Eukaryota; Fungi; Ascomycota; Dothideomycetes; Mytilinidiales; Mytilinidiaceae
Exons: 1
Coding region: 480-1409 (309 amino acids)
Source: RefSeq, a predicted model, not a curated record
CAUCCGCAAUUAAUCUAAGCAUCUGACUAGUAUGCUCUCCUCGACUUAACACGCAGCUGAAAGCUCCUCUGAUAUCAUUUUCCAAAAUCGGGAUGACAGGAGAUUGACGUGCGCCUGGAUUGGUCUCUCCAUCAAGCCCGCAUACGCCGUCGCGUUCGGUGCCCAUUCAGCUGCCAAUACCAACCCCAGAAACGCAGUGUGGCUGGAAAGAGCCUGCCCUCGUGCGGGAGCUGACUGCGUAUUCUUACAGCUGACCUAGUAUAUAGAUUCACCAGGCGACAGCGGGCUGUCUGCCAUCUCUAACCAUGGUUAACAGCGCAUCCGGCAGCCCUCAUAACUCCUCUACGACGCAAGUCGCAGGCCUCUCGACGAGCUACAGCCCGAACGUGCUGUUGAAUGCAUAGCUUCCGACCACCACUCGAGCUCGGCGGCUUGGCCACUCGUAGCUCACACUUCCAGGACCAAGGCCCAGCUUCAAGAUGUCUGCAACCAUUGCGCUCGCAUCCGAUGCUACACCAUACACCGCGACUCCUUCGGCGACACAAGCGGCAUGUACAUGGUUGGGGCACUGCCUAGGAGAUCCAUGUGUAACAGAGAAUGAUUGCGAUAACGACUGGGUCUGCUCAAACAAGAUUUGCGUGCCGUGUUGCCUUACGGGCGCCCCAACUUCCACAGACACGACGAUACCUACGACUGCAAUCGCAACCUCAUCCACAACCUCCUCCACAUCUACGUCAGUUCCUCAGCGUGGGCUUACGAAGGCAAAUAUAAUAACAAUCGGCGUCGCUGGACCCGUGGGGGUAGCUGUGAUAGCAAUGGCGAUAUAUCUGAUUUGGCGUGCACGUCGGAAGAGAAAGGGAAGACAGCACGCGUGGAACAACCCAGCGAAUACAUUUGGAAAGGCCGAACUAGACACAACGAACCCCGGCGCCGCAACAAGCGCAACGAAAUAUCCCCAUGAGCUAGUGGUAGAGGAACCUCCUAUUGAGAUGCCUGAAUCUACAAGCCCACGAGACCCGGAUGCAAUUGAGCUGGUGGAACUAGAGGGCGAUGUCUCAUACCAAGGAAAGGGGGAUAGGAGGGCUCUUCCUCCCCACAUCAACGAAGUCUACAACCCGAUAUCAGACACUGAGCAACCCCAUCUACCGCUCCAUCGCCUCUCGCCCCGAGCUCGUCGGUUUGAGGAAGUGGUUUCGCCUGACACUGUCAGUCUGGGGCAGCGCCGGGCGUCUCCCGCAUCAGAUCUGUCUUCUAGCCGUCCGAUAAUUUCCCCUCCGCAAACAUAUCGCAGACUUGACGAUGAUGAUGUCGAGGAGCCGGUGUUUGAUAGCCGGUCUGGCUCCGACUCCAGCUAUACUCUGUUUCGAUGGCCUACAGAGCGGUCGCCUGAGCGUAGAGGCCAUGGAUGAUUCUGUAAAUACGAACUCGAUUCUAUCAAGAUUUGAAAAGUGGUCCUGUCCGGGUAAUUUUUUCCCCAUCGUAUCUAAGCUAUGAUACUAGAAUUCAAGCUGGUCUCUUGCUAUAGUGGUAUCCUUGCAGAAAGAACAUCAGCUCCCGAAUGUUCAUUCCUCGUUACGACACUCAAUCGAAGGACUGGGAGUAAGCUGCACACAACUGAUGGGAGGUGACCUAGGUGGCCGGCUAGUAAGAGUAGUCACAUGUGCACCAGUCAGAACGCUGUGGUCUCGGAAUCUGAUUCUAAUUUCAGGAUUUGGCGCUCGUUAGCUAGGCUCUAGCCAUUUUUGCAGCUAUUCCCACGGAGAGUCUUAUGAAAUUGGAAUUCAAAGCUGCUAAACGCAUGUUGAGUGGUUUUCUAGAAGAAAGCUAGCGUAGA